AUGCACGGCAAGAUCAUCUUCUACGAGGACAAGAACUUCCAGGGUCGCUCCUAUGAGACCAGCAGCGACUGCGCUGACAUGUCCUCUCACCUGAGCAGGUGCCACUCCUGCAAGGUGGAGAGCGGCUGCUUCAUGGUGUAUGACCGUCCCAACUACAUGGGUCAGCAGUACUUCCUGAGGAGAGGGGAGUACUCUGACUACCAGCGCAUGAUGGGUUUCGGUGACUGCAUCAGGUCCUGUCGUAAUAUCCCCAUGCACAAAGGGUCCUACAAAGUAAGGCUCUACGAGAGGGAGAACUUCGGAGGUCAGAUGUAUGAGCUGAUGGACGACUGCGACAACAUCCAGGACCGUUACCAUAUGUCUGACUGCCAGUCCUGCAACGUGAUGGACGGCCACUGGCUGAUGUACGAGCAGCCCCACUACAGAGGCAAGAUGAUGUACCUAAGGCCCGGAGAGUACAAGAGUUUCAGGGACAUGGGAUAUGAUGGAAAUAGGUUCAGCUCCAUCAGACGCAUCACUGACUCCUGUUAA
Messenger RNA from Perca flavescens (yellow perch), 531 nucleotides. RefSeq names its product gamma-crystallin M3-like. The record is from RefSeq and is a predicted model, not a curated record. The coding region runs from base 1 to 531 and encodes 176 amino acids. Gene Ontology annotation, molecular function: structural constituent of eye lens. The transcript has 3 exons. Gene Ontology annotation, biological process: lens development in camera-type eye; visual perception. Lineage: Eukaryota; Metazoa; Chordata; Actinopteri; Perciformes; Percidae.